GGCGGCGUGGACUUCAGCAGCCUGUCGUCUUUGAAGGAGAAUAUAGGAAGUCCGUCUAAGAGGGUGGAUUUGACCCCAGUCUCCAGACCUGAGUUACCUCGCUCCCCGUCUGGCCUACGGGACACUCCGUUUCGGAACCUACACCCUCCCGGCCCUAGCCAGCCGCCAAUGAUGGGGACUUCAGUGGAGCGGUCUCCCUCAGACAGACUCGAGGUCCUCAGCCCCCUCUCGGCAGACCACUCAUUCCUGUGCAGCAGCCCUGCGAUUCGCACCGACAACAGCCCCUACCAGAUGGAGGUUCAAAGGGGGGCAGGGAGACAAACAGGCUACGGGUCAUUCAAUCCUACCCAGAGAGCAGAGGGCCUGGUCUGGCGGGCCCAGGUGGGGAGGGAGAGCCAGGGGCCUGUGGGAGCCAAAUGGCCUCCCUCGUACCCGGCCUCGCUGGUCAGCAUGGAGGUGGACAUGGGCCAGAAGAGGGAGGCGGCGGAGCCAGAGAUCCAGCAGAGAGACGUGAAGGAACUCACUGCACUGAAGCCUGAGAGCAAGGUGCCUGAGCUGACAUUGGAGAGGGCAGUGAACCUGCUGGGCCAGGAGAAUGAGGAGAUGCAGAUCACUGCUGCCAGCUUUAUUCAAAACCAAUGUUUCAACAGCGCUGACGCUAGGAAGAUGGUGUUCUACCUCCACGGGAUACCCAAGUUGAUCAAACUGCUGCAGAGCGACAGCGAGGAGCUGGAGCGGAUAAGCGGCAGGGCGCUCCGAAACGUUGUCUUCGAGAGCAGCCAGAACAAGAUGGAGGUGAAGGAUAACGAGGGCGUGGCCCCCGUACUGCGUCUGCUCAGGAGAAGUCGCGACAUAGAGACCCGGCGGCAGCUCACUGGGCUGUUGUGGAACCUAUCCUCCCAUGACCUGCUGAAGGAGCAUCUCUCCAAAGAGGCCCUGGAGAUCCUGACCACCUCUGUCCUGGUGCCCUGCUCAGGCCUGUCUGAGGGGGAGAACCCCAAAGACGGCAUGCUGGCUGACCCAGACACCUUUUACAACGCCACUGGCUGCCUCCGAAACAUAAGCUCAGCUGGUCCAGAUGGGAGAAAAGCCAUGCGGCAGUGUGAGAACCUUAUUGACUCACUGGUAUACUACAUCCGGGGAACCAUAGCCGACUACAAGCCUGAUGACAAGUCCACAGAGAACUGUGUGUGCAUCCUACACAACCUCUCCUACCAGAUGGUGGUGGAUCUUCCACAGAAGUACACCAGCGAGCUCCAUGAUGCCAAAAUCAUCCAGCGUCUUGAUCCAAAGUGCCCUCUGCUGGAGGAGAAGGGUAGUCCCUGUGGGAUAGAGUGGCUGUGGAGCGCCAUCACAGUGCGGAUGUACCUGUCAAUCAUGGCCCGCAGCAUCCGUCCCUACACCCAGGAGGCUGCCAUCGGAGCCCUGCAGAACAUCACAGCUGGGAACGGCCUGGUAUCCAAGGCCAUCGCCCACACCAUAGUACAGCGGGAGAAUGGUCUUCUCCAGGCCAGGAAGAUGCUCCAGGAAGGAGAGAGGGAUGUGCAGAAGACUGCUGUGUCCCUGCUAAGUAACAUCUCACGCUACAGAGAGCUUCACGCUGACAUUGUCAAACAGGUGUUGCCACAGCUGGUGGUCAUGUUGCCCAACUCAGACACGGGCACAGACCUGCCAGAGGUGACCGUGUCCCUGUGCCACAUCCUCAUCAACCUGAGCCAGGACGAGACGCAGCACGUCAGGGCCAUCGUCAACCACGGUUCGCUGCCCAAGAUCAUCAACAUCAGCGCAAAGGACAACGGGUUUGGUCCCACCAGGGCUGGCCAGGCAGCCUGCAUCCUACUACACAGCAUGUGGAGCCACUCAGAGCUCCACGGGGCCUAUAGGAAGGCUGGAUAUAGGAAAGCAGACUUCGUCAACAGCAGGACAUCAAAGGCUGUAAAUUCAAUACGGGACUAAGCGGAGGAUCACAACGCAUU
Messenger RNA from Coregonus clupeaformis (lake whitefish), 1976 nucleotides. RefSeq names its product plakophilin-2-like. Gene Ontology annotation, cellular component: cytoplasm; plasma membrane; nucleus. Lineage: Eukaryota; Metazoa; Chordata; Actinopteri; Salmoniformes; Salmonidae. The record is from RefSeq and is a predicted model, not a curated record. Gene Ontology annotation, molecular function: alpha-catenin binding; molecular adaptor activity; protein kinase C binding. Gene Ontology annotation, biological process: cell-cell adhesion; desmosome organization; cell-cell junction assembly.